AUGUCUCAAGUUGUGGCCACACGAUCCAUUCAAACCACCCUCCCCAGUUCUGGAUCUACACAUGACAGAGCUCAGAAGCUGUUAAAGCCCUCAACUUUUGCUUCCAAAGUGUUCCAACCAAAAGGGAACAAGUCUUCUAAAUUGGUCUUCAGAAGCUCUCGUAUCAGUGCAAGGAAAUCAGCCUCUGUUGAAGUUGUACCUGUGUCACCUGAAGAUGAUCCAAAGAUUGAGGAGCAUUUGCAGCGUUUGCGUGGGGUACAGCCAUUGGGUGACACUUCUAAUGGAAUAUGGUCGAAGCCGACGGUUAAGCGUAAGACAAAGAUAGUAUGUACUAUUGGACCUUCUACCGAUACUAAGGAAAUGAUUUGGAAGUUGGCUGAGGCUGGUAUGAAUGUUGCUCGCCUAAAUAUGUCUCACGGUGAUCAUGCUUCUCAUCAGAAAGUUAUUGACCUGGUUAAAGAAUAUAAUGCUCAAUCUAAGGACAAUGUUAUUGCAAUUAUGCUCGACACCAAGGGCCCAGAGGUUAGGAGUGGGGAUUUGCCACAACCAAUCAAUUUGGCAACUGGGCAGGAAUUCACUUUUACUAUUCAGAGAGGUGUUGGAACUGCAGAUUGUGUCAGUGUGAACUACGAUGAUUUUGUCAAUGAUGUAGCAGAGGGGGACAUGAUUCUUGUUGAUGGCGGUAUGAUGUCGUUGAUGGUUAAGUCAAAGACAGAGACUUUAGUGAAAUGUGAAGUUGUUGAUGGAGGAGAGCUUAAGUCAAGGAGACAUUUGAAUGUUCGAGGAAAAAGUGCAACACUGCCUUCAAUAACGGAAAAGGAUUGGGAUGAUAUAAAAUUCGGAGUGGAUAACAAAGUUGAUUUCUAUGCUGUUUCUUUUGUUAAGGAUGCCGAAGUCGUUCAUGAAUUGAAGAAUUAUUUGAAGAGUUGUGAUGCUGAUAUACAUGUCAUCGUAAAAAUUGAAAGUGCGGAUUCUAUACCGAAUUUGAAUUCAAUUAUCACUGCAUCCGAUGGGGCUAUGGUUGCCAGAGGAGAUCUUGGCGCUGAGCUUCCUAUUGAAGAGGUUCCUCUUUUACAGGAAGAGAUAAUCAACUUGUGCCGAAGCAUGGGAAAGGCUGUGAUUGUUGCAACGAAUAUGCUUGAAAGCAUGAUUGUUCAUCCAACUCCAACUAGAGCUGAGGUAUCAGAUAUAGCUAUCGCUGUUCGAGAAGGCUCUGAUGGAAUAAUGCUCUCUGGAGAAACUGCUCACGGAAAGUUCCCACUAAAAGCUGUGAAAGUGAUGCACACGGUAGCGUUACGGACAGAAGCCACUAUAGAAGGUGGCCAAAUGCCACCUAACAUCGGCCAAGUGUUCAAGAAUCACAUGAGUGAGAUGUUUGCAUACCAUGCAACCAUUAUGUCUAACACACUUGGAACCUCUACCGUCGUCUUCACUCGAACGGGUUUCAUGGCUAUCCUACUCAGCCACUAUCGUCCUUCUGGCACAAUAUUUGCUUUCACAGACGAGAAGAGGGUUCAACAACGACUGGCUUUGUAUCAAGGAGUUUGCCCUGUAUACAUGGAGUUCAGCGACGAUUCCGAAGAAACAUUCAGAAGAGCCUUGGAUUUUCUACAGAAGCAAGGAAUGGUUAAGUUAGGAGAAGAAGUUGCACUUGUACAAAGUGGUAGACAACCCAUAUGGAGAUUCCAAUCCACUCACAAUAUUCAAGUCAGGAAAGUUGAAUGA
Lathyrus sativus (Indian pea) is the source of this 1725-nucleotide messenger RNA. Lineage: Eukaryota; Viridiplantae; Streptophyta; Magnoliopsida; Fabales; Fabaceae. The record is from the annotation of a GenBank genome assembly.